AUGGAGCGGGCCAUCCACAUCACCAGCCUCGUGCGAAAAUAUGACCCGAAGAGAGUAGGCAUGCUCCUCCGACACCCACCUCUGGUGUGCAUCAUUCGGACACCCAACGCGACAGUCAUACGCAAAGCCCACAUACGACGAGUCUUUACCUAUUUUGGUCCAACAUUCGACAACACCUUGAUCCUGUGUCCACCACCGAGGGAAGCAUUUCCCGAGGAUGACGACGUACGAGUGGCAGUCGCGGCUCGAGGUGCCACCGCGAGCUCCCUCGGAUGGCUCCCGUUACAUCGGCCACCAAGGAAAUCCAAAAAGAAGUGUUGCGCCAUAUGCGUGAGGCCUUUAUUCGGCGCCCUUAGCCUCUGGAAGAUUGUUGAAUUCAUAGCCAAUUACAGGGCCAUGGGGGCAACAAGUUUCUACUUUUAUGACCUAUAUAUGACCUCGGACUUGAAGCUCCUUUUUGCCAGGAUGCAGUCCUUGGGAGUCGACCUGACCUUAGUCACCUUCAAGCUCAUCGUCGACACUACUGUCAUCGACAGAGACGUCCACGCGAACGGCCAAAUGCCGGCUUUGUACGACUGCAUCUUCAGGUCGCUGUCCAAAAUGCAGUACUACAUGCACGUCGACAUAGAUGAGCUGAUGGUUCCGCUCAGGAAUUCCAGCAUCUCGACCAUAGUCUGGAAGAUGGAACGUAAACACAAGCGUUCCAUAGGAACACUAGUGGUACCAAUGAGGUACCAUUGUUCCGAGUACCCCCUAAACUUGAGAUACGCUCAGCACGAGUAUCUGCCCCUCCAGACGAGACUGUUCACCUACCACUCUGCAAGUCUGCGUCGUAUGGGAACGAAGUACAUCGCUCGCUCCAGGACAGUCUGCGAUCCGUGUGUCCAUCAUGUCGAGAGCCACUGCGCAAAAACUACUAGACACGUUCAUAUCCGCAAAAGUGCCAUCAUCAAGCACUACAGACAGUGCUGCGAUUACAGUCGGUCAAGCGAACACGACAAGGUCGCCUCCUUCUACAACGUCACGCGCCUGUAUCCUGACUAUAAGUUCGAGGAGCUUUCGGCGCGUAUUGUAGGCGAUCCAGUAGUGAGGGCCCUCAGGGGUCUUAUAGUUCUGACGCCAUUUUGA
Messenger RNA from Dermacentor silvarum, 1128 nucleotides. RefSeq lists its product as uncharacterized. Lineage: Eukaryota; Metazoa; Arthropoda; Arachnida; Ixodida; Ixodidae. The record is from RefSeq and is a predicted model, not a curated record. Bases 1 to 1128 code for a protein of 375 amino acids. The transcript has a single exon.